This is a messenger RNA of Phanerochaete carnosa HHB-10118-sp, 990 nucleotides long. RefSeq lists its product as uncharacterized. Lineage: Eukaryota; Fungi; Basidiomycota; Agaricomycetes; Polyporales; Phanerochaetaceae. The coding region runs from base 1 to 990 and encodes 329 amino acids. The transcript is spliced from 14 exons. The record is from RefSeq and is a predicted model, not a curated record.
AUGGUAUCGGCGGGAGGGCAAGCAGCGCAGAUCUUGCAUGGGCCGAGUCUCGUUGGCAUCUUCCUGAAUAUCUUACUAUAUGGCGUCGUUAUUGCGCAGGCGCACACCUACUACGCGAGCUUCCGAAGCGAUCCGUUGUGGAUCAAGGCCUAUGUCGCAGUCUUGCUCCUUGCAGACACAUUGAACAGCGCAUUCAACAUUGCCUGGAUCUAUACCGUCCUGGUUAACAACUUUGGCAACCUCGCUGCUCUUACGCAAGCAGACUGGCGUAAGCAAAAGCCUCGCCCUUUGCUCCAUGGACUCAUCGCGAUGAUGGUCCAGCUCUUCUACGCGUGGCGCAUCCUGGCGCUGACCAAGAAUCGGUGGAUCGUCGCACUCGUUGUAGUAAGCUCCACCGUCUCUGGCUUAUCUGCCAUCGGGACGGCAAUUGGCAUCGGGAUUCGCCCAGAGUUUUCGGGUUUCAAGUCUCUUGAUGUCAUUGGACUCCCUUGGCUCAUCUCGUGCACCGUCUGCGAUGUCACAAUUGCCGUGGCACUUAGUGUGUACCUGAACUCGCGCAAGACUGGAUUCGAGAUCACUGAUAACAUUAUCAAUAAGAUCAUACGGUCGACCGUGCAGAGCGGACUCUUGACCGCGUCUUUCACCAUAGCACACAUUGUGGCAUAUUUGACUUCAUCCACGGGUAUCCAUAUGAUCUUCAACUACGGCGUUGUCAAGUUAUACACGAACUCGGUUAUGUCGAGUCUUAAUUCUCGUCAGGCAAAUUCCCACUUGCCUUCAGGUGAUACUAGCUUCAUCGACGCAAAAGAGGUACAGAAAGAGUUCAGUAGCCUCUACGCAUACAAUCUGAAAGGUCAUGCUUUUCUCCAGUCGAAUUUUGUGAGCUCCAGAUCAGUCAGACCGCAAGUCAGCAUCACGGUAGAGAUGCACGAGAUGGCGGAUACUCUACCUCUGCCAAAAGCGAAGUCCGGAAACGAGCUUGUAGUGUAA